Molecule: messenger RNA, 477 nt
Organism: Ceutorhynchus assimilis (cabbage seed weevil)
Lineage: Eukaryota; Metazoa; Arthropoda; Insecta; Coleoptera; Curculionidae
Source: the annotation of a GenBank genome assembly
AUGAAGUGGUUAGUGUUGGUUGCUUUAACGGGAUUUGUUGCCGUUUGUGCAGCUACUCAAGUCAACCAAUGUCCAAAUGGAAAAAUCGAUAAGCUCCAGGAAAAAAUCAAAGUCGGAAACUGCGAGAAGCCACCGUGUAGGUUGAGAAAAAACACUAAAGUUCCACUAACCAUGAAGUUCAUACCGGAAUACAACUACAAAAAUUUGAUUCAGACGGUCAACGCUAAUAUUAUGGGUAUCCCUUUCCCGUUCAUUGGCGUAGAUGGCACCAAUGCCUGUGAUAAAAUCUAUGAAGAGGAUGAGAAGACCAAAAAUAAUUGCCAGUUCCAGAAAGGCAAAACGUAUGUCUUUAAGGAUUCAAUUGAUGUUUUGCAGAUCUAUCCCAGGCUAAAAACCGUUGUCCACUGGUCCCUCACAGAUAGCGAGUCAGGAAAAGAUGCAAUUUGCUUUGAAGUACCAGCCAAAAUUACCAACUAA